Messenger RNA from Actinia tenebrosa (Australian red waratah sea anemone), 2156 nucleotides. Its product is annotated as serine/threonine-protein phosphatase 2A 56 kDa regulatory subunit epsilon isoform. NCBI's taxonomy places the organism in Eukaryota, Metazoa, Cnidaria, Anthozoa, Actiniaria, Actiniidae. Gene Ontology annotation, cellular component: protein phosphatase type 2A complex; cytosol; nucleus. Gene Ontology annotation, molecular function: protein phosphatase activator activity. Gene Ontology annotation, biological process: protein dephosphorylation; signal transduction. The record is from RefSeq and is a predicted model, not a curated record.
AGCGGUUUGUUUAUUGUACGGCCAUCGCUCAACAAGCUUUUGGAGGAAGUUCACUUCUUUUGAGUAAAGAUUGGAAAAAUAUAGUCCUAUCUGAACAAACCAAAACGUAGCCAUACGGCCAAACGGACCAGCGAUUUCCCUUCUACCAUCAGGGAAUCGCACAGCUUUUUCCAACUCUUAAAAUGGAAUUGGAAGCUAUGGAAGCCAGGAGGGCAGGAGUAGGUCAUCCUGCUGCUGCUGCAAGUGGCACUUCUCCCCCAAAUCCAGACCCGUUUCAUCGAAAAUCUGUCCGCAAACAGCCGAAGGCACCUCAAAAGAAGCAAGGAUCGUCAAGGUUUCGGGCUAAAGUCAAUGUAGAAAUUCAGCAACUUAGUUUACUCAAAGAUUCGCCGCCCGCCGAGCAGCAGGAGUUGUUCGUGAAGAAACUACAGCAAUGUGCCAUAGGUUUCGAUUUUAUGGAUCCAGUCGCUGAACUGAAGGGUAAAGAAAUAAAACGAGCUACUCUAAAUGAACUAGUAGACUUUAUCACGUCUGGAAGAGGGAUUUUGACAGAGGCUAUUUACCCCGAAGUCGUCAAAAUGGUGGCAUCCAAUAUAUUUCGCACCCUACCCCCAUCAGACAAUCCAGAUUUUGAUCCAGAGGAGGAUGACCCUACUUUAGAAGCAUCAUGGCCUCAUCUACAGCUAGUUUAUGAGUUCUUUUUGAGGUUUCUUGAAUCACCAGAGUUCCAGCCCAGUAUCGCUAAGAAGUUUAUCGAUCAAAAGUUUGUACUGCAGCUUCUUGAACUUUUUGAUAGUGAAGACCCUCGGGAGAGAGAUUUUCUCAAGACAGUUCUCCAUAGAAUAUAUGGAAAGUUUCUGGGACUUAGAGCGUACAUUAGAAAACAAAUUAAUAACAUUUUCCUGAAAUUCAUUUUUGAAACAGAGCACUUCAAUGGAGUGGGAGAGUUGCUAGAAAUCCUAGGAAGCAUAAUAAAUGGUUUUGCCCUUCCACUAAAAGCUGAGCACAAGAUGUUCUUACAAAAAGUCCUUAUUCCUCUUCACAAAGUCAAAUGUUUAGGCUUAUAUCAUGCACAGCUUGCAUACUGCAUUGUACAGUUCUUGGAGAAAGAUGCCACACUUACAGAACAGGUUGUUCUAGGUUUGUUGAAAUUUUGGCCCAAGACAAGUAGUCAAAAAGAGGUUAUGUUUUUAGGAGAGAUAGAAGAAAUCCUGGAUGUUAUAGACCCACAACAGUUUCAAAAAAUCGAAGAACCACUUUUCAAACAAAUAUCAAGAUGUGUCUCUAGUCCACACUUCCAGGUUGCUGAACGUGCGCUGUACUUCUGGAACAACGAGUACAUAAUGAGCUUAAUCGAAGAAAACUCCAACACUAUCCUUCCUAUUAUGUUCUCGAGUUUAUAUCGGAUUUCAAAGGAUCAUUGGAAUCAGACCAUUGUUGCUCUAGUGUACAACGUCCUGAAAACAUUCAUGGAAAUGAACGGGAAAUUGUUUGACGAGCUGACAUCCUCAUACAAAGCAGAUAGACAAAAGGAAAAGAAGAAAGAAAAAGAGAGGGAAGAACUGUGGAAACAACUGGAUAAACUUGAGUUGGAGAGAAGAAAAAAGCUAGGCCUACCACCAUCAGGCUCGCUUAAACCUAACAACAGCUCUGCAGGAAACCCCUCCUCCACCCCUUCUGAUAAAAAUAAGUCAACUCCAACACCAGCAUCCAGUGGGGGAACCAAAAACAUUAAAAGUUGAAAUUUACUUCAUAGUGUAUCUAUCUAAUGAUCAUCACUGUAAUUUGAUUAUACUCAACAGCAAUUUGGCUUUAGGAGAGUUAUUAAUUCUCACCUUUUUAAUUUUUCAGUACGAAAAAGUCUUUGUGGUGCCUCUAAAGGGGGCAAAGAAGACAAACACACUUGAAACAUAGUCAAUAAUAAAGAAUUGCCAGCCCCAUUAAUGAUAGUAAUUUAAGAGGCUCUUGUGCUCCAGUGUGUGUUUGUCAGGACUCAGAUGGACUGCUAGCUAGCUGUUCACUAACAGGGAAUACACAUCAGAACAUUGAUUACUGCUUCUGAAAUGUAUUCUACUCUAUUUCUUAAGAUGGAAUGUAUAAGUUACGUGUACAGAAAGUAUGUGCCAAAACAACCACAAUAAACUUCAAAACUAUGA